CAACAUGGACGUCUUUGGCUUUUUUUUAAGGAGCGUUACAACCAAAAAUAGUACUCUUGAUGCAUGUAUAUAUGUCUAGUCACCUGGCUUAAUUGAUAUCGUAUAUAAACUAUCCCACGUAAUGGCUUUGUGUGGUACCACUUUACGAUCAUCUUUUCUUUCCUUUUUCACCUGUCAGGCAUAAACCUGGGCAUCUCUCACCGACGGAGGACGAAAACAUGGCGGCCUCCUUGCGUUUGGGUCGUCAAGGAAUUCUAUUUGGCCUGAGAUUUGCAAAGCUUAAAAAAAAUUCAUGGACUUCACAUUCGUUUCAGGACAAUGUCAGGCAGUUCUUUCAAUCGCCAUAUUUAUUUGGGGCUGCCCCAGUCAAAGUGGAGAUGCCUGCUCUCUCUCCCACCAUGGAGGAGGGAAACAUUGUCAAAUGGUUGAAGAAAGAAGGUGAGGCGGUGGCGGCUGGCGAUGCGCUCUGUGAGAUUGAGACGGACAAGGCCGUGGUUACCCUGGAGUCCAACGAUGACGGUGUCCUGGCCAAGAUACUGAUGGAGGAGGGCAGUCGUGCCGUGCGUCUGGGGACUCUCAUCGCCCUCAUGGUGGAGGAAGGGGAGGACUGGAAGACGGUGGAGAUCCCGCCCCCCAUGGCAGCCACGCCAGCUCCUCUCGCUCCUGCAGCUGCAGCCCCUCCCCCUCCGGCAGCCCCGGCUGCACCCCCACCACAUCCCCCCAGAGCAGCCUCUACAGGACUGUUGCGGCUGAGCCCGGCAGCCAGACACAUCCUGGACACACACGGUCUGGACCCCCAGCUGGCCACCCCCACGGGACACAGGGGCAUCAUCACCAAGGAAGAUGCCCUGAAUCUCCUGAAAAAGUUCCCUGAUUCCAAGGCAGCUCCAGUUACAGCAGCCCCGAGUCCAGUUGCCAUCCCAGCAGCUGCCCUACUUCCCCCAGGCAGCAGGCCCAUGUACCCCCCUCAAUCCAUACCUGGCAAGCCUGGAGCACCGGGCACCUUCACAGAGAUCCCAGCCACUAAUGUGCGGCGUGUCAUCGCCCAGAGACUGACGCAGUCCAAGACCACCAUCCCUCAUGCCUACGCCACUGUCGACUGUGACCUGGGUGCCGUCAUGCAACUCCGCAAGGAGAUGGCCAAAGCGGAGAUCAAAGUGUCCGUCAAUGAUUUCAUCAUCAAGGCCGCUGCUGCUACGCUUAGAGAGCUGCCGGAGGUCAACGUCACCUGGUCGGGGGAGGGGCCUCAGGCUCUGGACUCCAUUAGCAUCUCCAUCGCUGUGGCGACCCCAAAGGGCCUCAUCACCCCCAUCAUCACGAAUGCUGCUGACAAGGGGGUGCAAGAGAUCUCAGCUAAUGCCAAGGCACUGGCGCAGAAGGCUCGAAAUGGGAAGCUGCUUCCUCAUGAGUACCAGGGAGGCUCCUUCAGUAUUUCUAACCUGGGAAUGUUUGGCAUCAGUGAGUUCAGUGCGGUGAUCAACCCUCCCCAGGCGUGUAUCCUGGCUGUGGGCACCUCAAGGGCUGUGCUGCAUCUGACAGAGGAGACCGGUGCCCUGAGCACCCAGCAGCUGAUGACCGUCACCCUGUCCAGCGAUGGGCGCCUUGUGGACGAUGAGCUGGCAUCACGCUUCCUGGACAAGUUCCGUGCCAACCUGGAGCGGCCGCAGCGCAUGGCACUGGCCUGAGAUAGAGGGGGAUGGAGAGAGAGGGAGUGAAGGAGAGCGAGGGAAACACUUCCAUCAUGAAGCCUAUUUCAUGCUUGUAAGAGAAGCGGUCAUAGACAGUUACUUGCAGUUCAUUUUAACUAAAUUAACAUGUCAAUGUUAGGUGUGCUAUUGGCUUGUACAUAUACAUAGUGUAUUUAGUUGUUUUGACUGUUUAUGACCUAUGCUAUGUCCUAAACAUCACUCAUAAGGCUUUGGGAUGGAGGUGUGUAAGUGUACUAUUGCUGGAGAGGUUUAUGUUCUGUAGUGGAGCCCCGGACAAAUGUUACCAUAGCAGGGUACAUCCCAGUUAACCUGUGGGAGGUGGGAGCUAUUCUAACACAACAUGUUGGUAUAUAAAGUGGCUAUUCUAGUUAGUCCCAUAUAUCAAGUCCCAAUGCAAUGACCCAUGUCACAAUUAGUUCUCAUUCAUUCACCUGGACAAUGCAAACAUUUUUGUACAUUUCUCACGUGUUUAUUAUGGGCCAUCGACAGCACUGCGUUUCUUCUGUUAAUCAUUCUACCCCUGACGGAGUGAGUGGCACUUUGAAAUUCCUCUGAACAUUCUGACUGUUGUGAUUGUAGGUUCUGUUGGGUCUCCUGAUUUAGGUUAUGACGAAAGCAAACAAGCCUACUGAAAUCUCUCAUGAUUGUGUAUAUAAUAGAUUUUAACUUAUUUAAAAUUCAAAUUAGUCUAUCAUAACCACCCCGAAACAGAUGUCAAAAAAUACAUAUGACAAAGCAAACCCAAUAAACUGCAUAUUUUCUGUUCAACCCACAAAA
Coregonus clupeaformis (lake whitefish) is the source of this 2486-nucleotide messenger RNA. It is a transcript of the gene pdhx, whose product is annotated as pyruvate dehydrogenase complex component X. Gene Ontology annotation, biological process: pyruvate decarboxylation to acetyl-CoA. The record is from RefSeq and is a predicted model, not a curated record. Gene Ontology annotation, cellular component: mitochondrion; pyruvate dehydrogenase complex. The transcript is spliced from 11 exons. NCBI's taxonomy places the organism in Eukaryota, Metazoa, Chordata, Actinopteri, Salmoniformes, Salmonidae. The coding region runs from base 219 to 1685 and encodes 488 amino acids. Gene Ontology annotation, molecular function: acyltransferase activity.